AUGGCGGCAAGCGUGGACGCCAAACUGCUCCGGCAGACCAAAUUCCCUCCCGAAUUCAGCCGGAAGGUGGACAUGAAGAAAGUGAAUAUCGAGGUCAUGAAGAAAUGGAUCGCCGGCAAGAUCUCCGAGAUUUUGGGCAACGAGGAUGAUGUGGUGAUUGAGCUUUGCUUCAACUUGUUGGAGGGUUCCAGGUUUCCCGAUGUGAAAUCGCUUCAGAUUCAGCUUACGGGCUUUUUGGACAAGGAUACCGCCAAGUUUUGCAAGGAGCUUUGGUCGCUGUGUCUGAGCGCGCAGGAUAAUCCCCAGGGUGUUCCCAAGGAGCUGUUGGAGGCUAAGAAGCUGGAGCUUAUACAAGAAAAGCUGAGAAGGCCGCCGAAGAGGCUCGCAGACAGAAAGAGCAAGAGCGCACAAGGGAGAGAGAGCUGGAGGAUAUCAGACGGAGGGAGCGCUCGGAGCGGACACGCGGAGCUGGGGGAGGAGCAAGACGAGGUGUCGGUGGUGGUGGCCGCGGCGGUGGUCGAGACUUCGAGAGACGGCCGCGGUCACCUCCCAGGCGACGUAGCAGGGAGCGUUUCCGGGAGCCACCUGCGCGACGGGAGUUUGACUCGUACGUCCCCUCCGGUCCUCGCAGAGGUCGUCGGCCUUCCUACUCGCCCAGCCGCUCACGUUCGCGAUCCGGCUCCUCGUCGCGGUCGCGGUCACCACCGCCCCGUCGCCAGCAGCGCUAUUCGAGCAGGGACCGGAACAGGCGACGUCGCUCAGUUAGCAACUCGGACUCCCCGGACCGCGGGGACCGCCGCCGGCCCAGGAGACGCAGUCCGGAUUACGAAGAGACCGCCGGAGACGGAGAUCCGUCUCUUCCCGCAGUGCAUCGCGCUCGCCUGCCGUGAGAGACAAGCGCAUAAGACGGGGCUCGCCGUCGGCGUCCCGCUCCCGAUCCAGGUCAUCGGGGUCGGAUGCCAGUGGGCCUCGACGACGGAGGAGAUCGCCCGCAAACCCCGUGAUGACCGCCGCCUGAGUCGCAGUAGAAGUCGCGAUGAUGACCACCACCGCCGCAGACGUCGGCCUUCCUCUAGGGACCACAGCCGUGACCGCAGCCACAGUCGAGGCCGUUCGCGUAGCGCCAGUCAGGACUCGCGGAGCCGCAGCCGGAGUCGCAGUCGAGGCCACGCAAGGGAUCGCAAGAGACGUCGUUCCAUCGAAAGAUAUGCCCCCGCAGGCCGGAGACGGUCUUCCGCGUCCGCUCCUGGUGACAAACGACAGAGGAUGGCUGAUGAUAAUGAAGAAGCGACAAGACAACCUGAACCUCCAGCGGAGAGACCGAGUGCCGGCGACCAUGAAAUGAAGGAAGCCGAUGAGGUGGGUGAAUAA
Aspergillus homomorphus CBS 101889 is the source of this 1371-nucleotide messenger RNA. Its product is annotated as PWI domain-containing protein. Gene Ontology annotation, molecular function: RNA binding. Bases 1 to 1371 code for a protein of 456 amino acids. Gene Ontology annotation, cellular component: spliceosomal complex. The transcript has 6 exons. Lineage: Eukaryota; Fungi; Ascomycota; Eurotiomycetes; Eurotiales; Aspergillaceae. Gene Ontology annotation, biological process: regulation of mRNA splicing, via spliceosome; mRNA processing. The record is from RefSeq and is a predicted model, not a curated record.